Molecule: messenger RNA, 1977 nt
Organism: Jaminaea rosea
Lineage: Eukaryota; Fungi; Basidiomycota; Exobasidiomycetes; Microstromatales
Exons: 2
Coding region: 1-1977 (658 amino acids)
Biological process (GO): transmembrane transport
Cellular component (GO): plasma membrane
Molecular function (GO): purine nucleobase transmembrane transporter activity
Source: RefSeq, a predicted model, not a curated record
AUGGACAGGGAGAUCCUGGCCCAAGGGCCUCGCAGCGGCCUGGCCGUCAAGAUCGACAACCUCAAUGACUCGAUUGCCAGGUCGUUCAUCGGCAAGUGGUUCCGGCUGGAUGGCUGUGGUCACCCGCUUCAGCGCGAGGGAAGCAAGUUCACGACGGAGCUGAGGGCUGGCCUCGUCACCUUUGCGUCAAUGGCCUAUAUCAUUAGUGUCAACGCCUCCAUUCUCUCUGACACGGGAGCUAACUGCGAAUGCCCAUCAGCAGAUUGCACCAACGAUGCCACCUACAUGAUUUGCAAGCAGGAGGUCCGCCGCGACUACGUGACGGCCACCUCUGCCAUGUCGCUCAUCUCAACCUUUGCUAUGGGUGUUCUCGCCAACUUGCCCCUUGGUCUCGCCCCCGGUCUUGGAGUCAACGCCUACCUAGCAUACAGCGUCGUCGGCUUCAAUGGCCAAGGCGGUCUUACCACUUUCGGCCGUGCAUUCGCCGCCGUCUUCCUCGAAGGUUGGCUCUUCUUCCUUCUCUCCGUCUUUGGUCUUCGUCAGAUGAUCGGUCGCCUGCUGCCUCGCUCUCUCGCCUUAGCUACCGGCUGUGGUAUCGGAGCCUACCUCGCCCUCAUCGGUAUGGGUCCCAACGGCAUUGGUGCCGUUGGCGGUAGCUACUCGGACUUGCUCGCCCUCGGCGGCUGCCCUGCUCAGUACAAGGACGAGAACGGCUUCUGCGAGUCGCACGUCCUUCAAGACCCUCGUGUCUGGGCAGGUAUCUUUGGCGGUGGUAUCUUCACCGCCCUGCUUCUUAUGUACCGCGUACGAGGCGCCCUGCUGUGGCCUAUCCUCCUCGUCUCGGUCGCCUCUUGGCCUCGCUCAUCGGGCAUCACCGAGUUCCCGCACACGCCAACGGGGGAUGACUCAUGGCAGUUCUUCAAACAGGUCGCUACCUGGCAUUCCUUUGAACACCUCGGUCCCUCGAACAUCGACUGGUCGGCUUACAACUCGGGUAAGGUCUGGCUCGCCCUAAUCACUUUCCUCUACACCGACGCCCUCGACACGACGGGUACGCUCUUCGCCAUGUCUCGUCAGGCUGGCCUCUUCGACGACCGAUCUGCCGACUUCGAGGGAUCUUCGGUCGCCUUCCUCGUCGACGCCGUCUGCAUCGCCAUUGGCUCUCUGAUGAACCUCUCGCCUUGCACAGCCUUCAUUGAGAGCGCCAGUGGUAUCACCGAAGGAGGACGCACCGGUCUCACUGCCGUGACCAUCUCCUUCUUCUUCUUCCUCUCCCUCUUCUUUGCUCCCAUCUUUGCCUCGCUGCCCUCGUGGGCUACGGGAGCAACCCUCAUCGUCGUCGGCUCCUUCAUGAUGAGGAACGCCCAGUACAUCUCGUGGUCAUACCCGGGCGACAGCAUCCCAGCAUUCCUCACCAUCAUCGCCAUGCCCUACACCUUCUCCAUCGCCUACGGUCUCAUCGCAGGCAUCAUCGCCUGGAUGGUUCUUCAUCUCUUGCCCAAGCUUUUCCAUGCCGUCUCCUUCGGCGUCAUCCCCAUGCCUCCAGGCUGGGAUACGGACAAGGAGCCCUACGACGUCUUCCUGGGCGUUGAGGACCGCAGCAUCCGCUCGCUUCCCAAGCUCAUCCUCCCUCCCUGGAUGCAGCGCUUGCUCCGCGGCAAGAAGCGCUUCUGGGAGAUGGACGACGAUGAGAUGUGGUCGUACAUUGAGGGCCGAUCCCUCACUGCUCGUCGUGCUCAGGCUAUCGAAGAGCAGAGGGAGAUUCAGAAGCAGUCCACUCGCACUCAGCGCAAGGGAUCUGACUUGGAGACGCAGGACGAAGAGGGCGCUUCGCACUCGCAUGGCAGCGGUGAUGAGGAUCUUAAGCUCGGCGGUGAAGCAGAGGCCUCUUCCGCCUUCAGGACGACGACGAGGCUGUCCAAGCGCGACGCACCUGCUCACGAUAUCAUUGAGCUCGGUGACCGCCGCGAACAGUAG